This is a messenger RNA of Entelurus aequoreus (snake pipefish), 1556 nucleotides long. RefSeq names its product ras-related protein Rap-1b. Lineage: Eukaryota; Metazoa; Chordata; Actinopteri; Syngnathiformes; Syngnathidae. The coding region runs from base 299 to 853 and encodes 184 amino acids. The transcript is spliced from 8 exons. Gene Ontology annotation, cellular component: plasma membrane. Gene Ontology annotation, biological process: negative regulation of synaptic vesicle exocytosis; Rap protein signal transduction; cellular response to cAMP. Gene Ontology annotation, molecular function: GTPase activity; GTP binding; GDP binding. The record is from RefSeq and is a predicted model, not a curated record.
CAACACUUAAAUGUGCCUGAAUUUGUCCUGCUGCGCACACAUUAUUGCCUCUGUCGCGCUCUGUUUUUGCAAUGUCAUUUAUUUCAAACUAACACAAAAUAUCUUGUCUCGCUGCUUGGUCGUGGUAAUUUUGGCGAAGUCUAUUUCCGUUGUUGCCUUUUAGUUUGAAAAAAAAAACGCGGAAGUUGUAUUUAUCACGUAGCUUGACGUGAGCUGUGGAGGGAGCGGCUCUGGUCGAGCGACGUUAGCACAGCAGAGGAGAGAGAGAGAGGGCAGUGGAUGACGACAGCAGGUGAAGAUGCGUGAAUACAAGCUGGUGGUCUUAGGGUCUGGUGGUGUUGGCAAGUCUGCUUUGACGGUGCAGUUUGUCCAGGGUAUCUUUGUGGAGAAGUACGACCCCACGAUAGAAGAUUCCUACAGGAAGCAAGUGGAGGUGGAUGGUCAACAGUGCAUGUUGGAGAUCUUGGACACGGCAGGAACAGAGCAGUUCACGGCCAUGCGUGAUCUCUACAUGAAGAACGGCCAAGGCUUCGCUCUGGUCUACUCCAUCACGGCUCAGUCCACCUUCAACGAUCUUCAAGACCUCAGAGAGCAGAUCCUCAGGGUCAAGGACACUGAUGAUGUUCCGAUGAUCCUGGUGGGCAACAAGUGUGACCUGGAGGUGGAGCGCGUGGUGGCCAAAGAGUCAGGGGUGGGCCUCGCUCGCCAAUGGAACUCCUGCGUCUUCCUGGAGACGUCAGCCAAGAGCAAGAUCAACGUCAACGAGAUCUUCUAUGACCUGGUGAGACAGAUCAACAGGAAAAGCCCACUUCCUGGAAGAACUCGCAAAAAGUCCACUUGUCAGCUCCUCUAAUCCCAGCUCUGCGCUCGCCGGACCAACAACCAAUCCUAGGACAUCUUCCAACCUGCCCCGCCCCCGUGAAAACACACACCAUCAACAUGGACCACCUCAGACCUCUGACCCCUUCCCUGUUGCCUUGGAAACUUCAAAAGACUGUGACGACGAUAAUGAUGAUGAUGUCUGGUGUCUUCUCGAUGUCUCUUUUGUCUUUUUCUAUAUGACACACGGCCUCCAACAUGGUGUGUGUGUGGUGAUGAUAAUGAUGAUUGUUAUGUGAAACAAUAAGAGUCAUUUCAAGUUUUAUUUUGUAGCAGAUUCUGGCGUCAGCUCACCAUUGAGAGCUAACAUUAUUUAGCCUGGCAGUGUGUUGGCAGUAUUACGAACAAGUACAAGUUUUGCGAGCUAAGCUAGCAAAGAUGGUUUUAAAAAAAAAAAAGUAUUCUUGGUGUAUCUUAUAACUGGCUAGCAUGUUAGCCAUUAGUCAGUACAGAAGAAGCACUUUAAAGUCUUAAAUGUAAAAAUAGUGUUUUUUAGGGUGGCAUUCCUGCAUAUGACCACUAGGGGGAUACAGUGGGGGAACCUGUUAGUAUAACGUGACGGUGGGUGAGCUGACCCCAGAUCUGCUCGCUUGACUCGGUGGUGUCAUUAUUAGCAUGGCUGAAGAUUGUUGAAGCCACAAAAAGCCUUUCAAUGUCUGUCUGAUGUAGCAUGUUCA